CUUAUUUCAUAUAUUACGCUCUUGCGCCUUAAUACUUCCUCUUUCUUUCACGCGACCCUAACGCGCGAUAAAAAAAAACCCUUGUCUUUAAACCGGCUGUUAAGCGAUCCUUGGAAGCACUGCAAAGAUGCCCAGGGAAGACAGGGCCACGUGGAAGUCCAGUUAUUUUAUGAAAAUCAUCCAACUCCUGGAUGACUUUCCAAAAUGCUUUAUUGUGGGUGCAGACAAUGUGGGAUCCAAGCAGAUGCAGGCUAUUCGUAUGUCUCUGCGUGGCAAAGCUGUGGUGCUGAUGGGUAAAAACACCAUGAUGCGCAAAGCUAUCCGUGGUCACCUGGAGAACAACCCUGCCCUUGAAAAGCUUCUGCCUCACAUCAAAGGAAAUGUUGGCUUUGUCUUCACCAAGGAGGACCUGUGUGAGGUCAGGGACAUGCUGCUGGCCAACAAGGUACCUGCAGCUGCCCGUGCUGGAGCCAUUGCCCCCUGUGAUGUGACUGUGCCAGCCCAGAACACUGGUCUGGGUCCUGAAAAGACCUCUUUCUUCCAGGCUCUGGGUAUCACCACCAAGAUUUCUAGGGGAACCAUUGAAAUCUUGAGUGAUGUCAACCUGAUCAAGACUGGUGACAAGGUUGGUGCCAGCGAGGCCACACUCCUCAACAUGCUGAACAUCUCGCCCUUCUCUUAUGGACUGCUUAUUCAGCAAGUGUAUGACAAUGGCAGUGUUUACAGCCCUGAGGUGCUUGAUAUCACAGAGGAAUCUCUGCAUACGAAGUUCCUGGAGGGUGUAAGGAACAUUGCUAGUGUGUGUCUGGAGAUUGGCUACCCCACUUUGGCCUCUGUCCCUCACUCUGUCAUCAAUGGCUACAAGAGAGUCCUGGCUGUUGCUGUGGAGACAGAUUACUCCUUCCCCCUUGCAGACAAGGUCAAAGCUUACCUGGCUGACCCAUCUGCCUUUGCUGCUGUCGCAGCCCCUGCAGCAGCAGCUGAGACUGCUGCAGCUCCAGCUGCUGCCAAGGAAGAGGUCAAGGAGGAGUCUGAGGAAUCUGAUGAUGACAUGGGCUUCGGUCUGUUUGACUAAAUCAAAGGGCACCAAAGUAAAAUCGAGUCUCAAUAAAACUUUGACACUUA
Messenger RNA from Sphaeramia orbicularis (orbiculate cardinalfish), 1125 nucleotides. It is a transcript of the gene rplp0, whose product is annotated as ribosomal protein, large, P0. Gene Ontology annotation, biological process: ribosome biogenesis; cytoplasmic translation; ribosomal large subunit assembly. The transcript has 8 exons. The record is from RefSeq and is a predicted model, not a curated record. Gene Ontology annotation, cellular component: cytosolic large ribosomal subunit. NCBI's taxonomy places the organism in Eukaryota, Metazoa, Chordata, Actinopteri, Kurtiformes, Apogonidae. Gene Ontology annotation, molecular function: large ribosomal subunit rRNA binding; structural constituent of ribosome. Bases 128 to 1075 code for a protein of 315 amino acids.